AUGAAAGUGCGUUAAAAAGAAAUGGGAAAAUUUCUGGUAUACGCCAGAUUGUCGAUAAUAUGAAAAUUGAUGAAUGAGAAUUGAGCGGCAAUGGGAAUCAUCGAAGUGCCGUGUGCACGACCAUUCGUAAGUUUCGCGGGGGAUCCGAAAGGCGGAUCAUGACGGAACAAAGCUUCCGUGUUACUUUGAUUAUCCGAAGUUGGCAGCACUUGAAACGGCCGUCUGAACGGCAACUUAGAAAGUGGGGGUAAUACGAGAACAGGCUUCUUGAUGGCAGAUAAUAAAUUAUAGUAAUUCGUAAUAAAUAGAAAACGAUCGUUUUUCUGGCGAUUCGCGAACGUUUUUAUUCCACGUGUUGUUAAUGGCAGAGGAACAUGUUUACGGAUACAAUCCGACGACCGGCGUCGACGGGGACGAGGAGGCAACGAAUAAGCUGAGGCUCAAGGUUAUAGCUGGUCAUCAACUGGCCAAAAAGGACAUAUUCGGUGCGAGCGAUCCUUACGUCCGAGUUGAUUUGAACAAGAUCAAUGGAGAUGGGAACGUCAACUCAGUGCUCACCAAGACUAAGAAAAAGACCUUGAACCCAGUUUGGGAGGAAGAAUUCAUAUUCAGGGUCAAACCAGCCGAGCACAAACUCAUUCUCCAGGUAUUUGACGAAAACAGAUUGACCAGAGAUGAUUUUCUCGGAAUGGUUGAGCUGACUUUAAUCAAUCUACCCAAGGAACAAGAAGGACGCGUCAUUCCUGCCAAGCAAUAUAUACUUAGACCACGUAGCAAUCAUUCCAGUCAACGGUCGCGCGUUAAAGGUACGCUGGAAGUGUACCACGCAUACAUUUCGGACUCAACAGGGGAGAGCAGCAAUGGCGAAGGUGAAACUGCGCCUGACUCCGGUGGUUGGGAACUGUUGGACCAGCCUGUUUCAACGUCUAAUGAUAGUCCUGUAGAACAAGCUGCUCCGACAGUAAUGGUCAAUGGGCCUCUGCCGCCUGGAUGGGAAGAAAGACAGGACGCGAACGGGAGAACGUACUAUGUCAAUCACAUAGCUAGAUUCACGCAAUGGGAACGGCCGACAGUCCUAAAUCAAGCACCAACGGGCGGUGUAACACAGGAGCAACGAAAUCUAGAUACCGCAGCAACCGAGUUCCAGAGACGCUUUCACAUCAGUGUUGAUGAUGCAGAAAAUAGGCAUAACCGAAGCUCUGGCCUUCAUCAGGAUGGUGAUGUCCCUCGAGAGGAGGACGAGCAUGCGGAAGACAAGAAUGACGAAGGUGGGGAACAAGGGGAAAGGGUGGUUGGGGAUGCUUCAUCGGAUUCCGGUCGUUCAGUCGAUCAGCACGGCUACCUGGGCGAAUCUGAUGAUCAGAGUGAGGAAGCUGCUGAUAGCCCGAAUGGUUCCAGGCGAUCCUCGGAACAGAUUGAUGGUCCAGUAAUGCCAGCGGCUUCCCCGGCCACAGCUAUAGCUCCACCGGCAGCGGCUGCUUCUCAGACACCGAAUGGCGACGGGUUGCCUUCUGGAUGGAGUAUGCAAUUGGCACCAAAUGGUAGAAUGUUUUUUAUAGAUCACAAUGAACGAGCUACGACGUGGGUAGACCCAAGAACGGGGCGCGCCAGUCCUAUGCCGAGUCACAAUGCUCCGUCAGCAACACCAAGGAGUGAUUUAGACCAGUUAGGACCAUUGCCCGAAGGAUGGGAGGAAAGAGUGCAUACGGAUGGUCGCAUAUUCUUCAUUGAUCACAAUACAAGAACCACUCAAUGGGAGGAUCCGCGAAUGUCUAAUCCUCAGAUAGCUGGACCUGCAGUUCCGUACUCCCGGGACUACAAGCGUAAAUACGAGUACCUGAAGUCACAGCUGAGAAAACCAAACAACGUGCCUAAUAAAUUCGAGAUCAAAGUGAGGAGGACGAACAUCCUUGAGGACUCUUACCGCAUCAUUAGCUCCGUAAUUAGAUUAGAGAUCCUGAAGACUAAGUUGUGGGUGGAAUUCGAAGGCGAGGUCGGUCUGGACUAUGGUGGACUUGCCCGAGAAUGGUUCUUUCUACUAUCGAAAGAAAUGUUCAACCCUUACUAUGGUCUUUUCGAAUAUUCCGCCAUGGACAAUUAUACUCUACAAAUUAAUCCGUUCUCCGGAGUUUGCAACGAGGAGCAUCUUAACUAUUUUAAAUUCAUAGGACGCGUUGCGGGGAUGGCUGUUUAUCACGGAAAACUUUUAGAUGCUUUCUUCAUCCGACCCUUUUACAAGAUGAUGCUGAGCAAAACUAUCGACCUUAAGGACAUGGAGAGUGUCGACUCAGAAUACUAUAAUUCCUUGCUCUGGAUAAAGGAGAACGAUCCAAGCGAGUUGGAACUUACUUUUUGCGUCGACGAGGAAAGCUUUGGUCACACGUCUCAACGAGAGUUAAAACCAAACGGCGCAAACAUACCGUUGACUGACGAGAACAAAGAUGAGUACAUAAGUUCGGUUAUACAAUGGAGGUUCGUGUCCCGAGUCCAGGAACAGAUGAAUUCCUUUCUCGAGGGAUUCAACGCACUUGUUCCGUUGACGCUCGUUAAAAUAUUCGACGAACACGAACUGGAGCUCCUUAUGUGCGGUAUACAGCACAUCGACGUUAAGGACUGGAAACAGAAUACGCUUUACAAAGGCGAUUAUCACGCUAAUCAUAUAACCGUGCAGUGGUUUUGGCGGGUGGUUCUAUCAUUUAGCAACGAAAUGCGCGCCAGACUUCUACAGUUUGUCACGGGAACGUCGCGUGUUCCUAUGAAUGGAUUUAAGGAACUUUACGGCAGUAAUGGCCCCCAGUUGUUCACCAUAGAAAAAUGGGGGACCCCUGAAAACUACCCGAGAGCUCACACGUGCUUCAAUCGGAUAGAUCUGCCACCGUACGAGAGUUAUCAACAGCUUAGGGACAAGUUGGUGAAGGCGAUCGAGGGUUCGCAAGGAUUUGCUGGAGUCGAUUAGCGCGGGUGUUCUCCUGCGGCGCUUAACUGCGGUUCCAUCACCGAUAUUGACUGUACUAUAGUGCGUGUAUAUAUUAUAAUGUAUGUGGGAAUGAAUGAGAGGCAGUGCACGUGUGUAUGUAUCUACGUUUAGUUAUUAUAAUAAUACCAAUUAAUAUCCAAGCUAUAUAACUGUUAACUGUAUGCGAUGCCUCAGCCGUGACCCGGUUUCACCGUCACGCCAUGAUUGGUACAAAUACCAUACCAAACGUGUUGAAACCUACCGCGUAGAAAUUCGACAAACUUGAAAGACAAAGUAACGUCACGCGUACGUCAUCGGGCACAGUUCGAAUACUUUUCUUUUCUUUUUCUUUUUAUCGCUGAAAACGUUAAGUUUCAAUAGUAACAUUCUACUUAAAGCCUGCUACUGCUAAUUGCUUUGUACUUGAUCGCUGUGGCGAAAGUCGUCUGACAAAGAGAAUAGCGUUUUUAUAACUAAAAUAAAAUUCCGUUUUGAGUGUAACGAAAUUACGUCAUUCCACAGAGUUCACUUGUUUCUGUAGCUGUAUUACGGAUCUUCAUUAUUAGAAAUCCGAAUUAUAUGUAUAGAUAUUCCAUUACUCAUUAUACCCACAUAGACGAUACCUUUGUGGCGUAUUGAUGUCGAGAAUUCGGCAUUCAAUACAUUUAUUUUUAUUGUACGAAGAGAAUGACAGAGAGAAUACCAUAGCGAUUCUAAUUCUAUAUGCAAGAUUCUUAUUAAUUGGCCCACGCUCUGAUAAAAAAAAGAUUACACUUCAAUAGAACGUUUCAUAUCUGGCGCGUGGGCCUUUUUUUCUGUUCCGCUGUCAGUCAAUCUAUGGUGAUAGUAGUGAAACACGUUAAAAAGAAACGGAAAACCUUUCAAGUACGCGUAGCUGAAAAUCAAAAUGAUUCCUUUGAAUAACACACCAAGCCCGUUUGGGUCUAAAAAUUCAGAUUUCCUUUUUUCAUUUUUUCUAAGUAAUAACAAACUAAAAAUGAAAAUCGAAUCUAUGUACCAACAAAACGUAGCCCUACCUGUAUGUAUUAUUGUAUAUUACUGAUCAGUGAUUAUAUUUCCGUCCUAUUCGCGACGAGUUCAACGAAAAUUAUGCGCAGAAUGUGAGCGUCGAUCUUGUCGCUUGCAUGGGAGUAAAAAAAAAAAGAAAACGUUUAUCAAUUUUCAGAGUAUACAUAUUAUUUUUAAGAAUUUGUGAAAAAAGGUCCAAGUGCCUUUAAUAUAAUUAUUCAAUCAAUCGAUCAAUCAAUGGUCAACCCUGAGAAAAUUAGCAACGGUUGAACGAAAAAAAAAAUAUGUAGCCCGGACGCUUAAGAUUGGCUGUUGAGCGCGUUCGUUCUCGCGUUGAGUAUUUCGGGUGAGCUUUGAUAUAUAAAAUUAUGUUUUCUGCCUACGGAAAAGGUAAAAAGAAUAAAAAAGCAUUUCUGCUGAACACAAUCUUUAUCAAGUCACAUAUGAAUUAUAAUCGUCGACGGCGAGACCCGUGAAAGAUAUCAACCGCGUAAACCUGUACGAUAUUAUUCAUUCGGUGCAACGAACGCUGAUUCGUUCUGAACGUUUUAUUUUUAUUUUUAUCCCUCUUUUGCAUCUGAAUGGCAAUAGUUGGAAUUGGCGCACUUUUUGCGACACGUGAGAAAAAACAGAAACGGCGAUCAAAAUACCAUCGAAUUAUUGUACAUAUGUAUAUGUAUGCAAUGAAACGAGCGUUCGGCGUUGUAUGGUACACAUACCCAUACUUCUAAUUGAAAUUAUUAUUAUAAUAAUAACUAUUAUUGUACGAUUAGUUAGGACUAGAGUUUUUUUUUUUUUUUUUUUUUUUUUACAGAGCACCUUCUUAAAGACGCAAGAAAAAGCAAAAAAAUAAAUAAAAUAAUAUAUAUAUAUAUAUAUAUAUAUAUAUAUAUAUAUGUGUGUGUGUGUGUAUAUAUAUGUAUAUAUAUAAAUAACUAAUCGAUUAUACAUGUAUACAUAAUACAAUAUUAUGUAGGUAAAUUAUUAUGUUACUAUUUACUGUUAUUAAAAUAAUAUGGUGACGUUUUAAGUAUAGAAAACACGCGAAUUGGAGCAUAAUUAACUUGCUAUACCAUAACCGAAUUUAAGUUUAGAUAUAUGUAUACAUAUGGUAUAUGUAUAUACAUACUAUAAAUAUCGUUCUUGUAUAAUAUUGUACGAAGGAAUGAAGCAUACUUGAAUAAACUUUACUGAGAAGA
This is a messenger RNA of Neodiprion fabricii, 5184 nucleotides long. It is a transcript of the gene Nedd4, whose product is annotated as E3 ubiquitin-protein ligase Nedd-4. Gene Ontology annotation, biological process: ubiquitin-dependent protein catabolic process; regulation of dendrite morphogenesis. Gene Ontology annotation, molecular function: protein binding; sodium channel inhibitor activity; ubiquitin protein ligase activity. The record is from RefSeq and is a predicted model, not a curated record. Bases 362 to 2956 code for a protein of 864 amino acids. Lineage: Eukaryota; Metazoa; Arthropoda; Insecta; Hymenoptera; Diprionidae. The transcript is spliced from 15 exons.